Protopolystoma xenopodis is the source of this 231-nucleotide messenger RNA. NCBI's taxonomy places the organism in Eukaryota, Metazoa, Platyhelminthes, Monogenea, Polystomatidea, Polystomatidae. The record is from the annotation of a GenBank genome assembly.
GGAAGAGGCUACUUGACUUUGACAAUUGCUGCUCAUCCUGUCGCUUUGUUCGGUGGGCUGGAGAGUCUGCGUCUGUGGGACAAGGGAACAAGAGGCUUCCCUCCCUCGGGCCGGUUGGAUCUUGACAACACUCGCAAAGAGGAUGAGGCUCAGGCUCUUUUGAAACCGUCUCGUGGGGACGCAAAAUCUCCUCCGUCGCAGUCAUUUUGGGAUGUCACAAAAUCCAAAUGA